This is a messenger RNA of Gordionus sp. m RMFG-2023, 1929 nucleotides long. Its product is annotated as tyrosine--tRNA ligase, mitochondrial-like. Gene Ontology annotation, molecular function: ATP binding; tyrosine-tRNA ligase activity. Gene Ontology annotation, biological process: tyrosyl-tRNA aminoacylation. Bases 7 to 1743 code for a protein of 578 amino acids. The record is from RefSeq and is a predicted model, not a curated record. Gene Ontology annotation, cellular component: cytosol; mitochondrion. Lineage: Eukaryota; Metazoa; Nematomorpha; Gordioida; Chordodea; Parachordodidae. The transcript is spliced from 12 exons.
UUUCAUAUGGUAAAUGUUUUUAAAGUUUUAGAGAAAAUCUACCGUUCACAUUCUGCAUUAGCAGGAGUUUUAAAGGAAUUUGAAUCCCGUGGAUUAAUCAAAACCAUAUUACCCCCUAUCGAUUUUACUAUAUAUAAUGAAUCUAAUUUCAUAAAACCUUUGAAUAUAUAUGCUGGUAUAGAUCCUACUGCUGAUAGUCUUCAUCUAGGAAACCUAUUAAUAAUCCUUGGUUUAGUUAGAUGGCAAUCAUUUGGACAUCAAAUUCAUUUAUUAAUAGGAGAAGGAACUGCAAAAAUUGGAGAUCCAUCUGGCAGUACAAUAAAUCGCAAGAUGAUUGAUGAUUUAAUUUUACUGCAAAAUGUCAAUCUGAUUAAAUUAGACUUGAAUAAUAUAUUAGAAAAUUUUAAAAACUUUAUAUGCAAUAAGGAUGAUUACACAUGUAAUUUUCAAUUAUUACCUGCUAAAAUUUAUAACAAUAUGGACUGGUAUAAAUCUAUUAAUGUUAUCAAUUAUUUAUCUGAUGUUGGCAGAUAUUUUAGAAUGGGAACCAUGCUUAGAAAAAAUUUUAUUAAGAAUAGAAUAAGUUCAAUUGAGGAUAAAGGACUCACUUUUAAUGAAUUUACUUAUCAAAUAUUUCAAGCAUAUGACUGGUACCAUUUAUAUUGCAAAGAAAAUUGUGUUUUUCAGUUGGGUGGAUCGGAUCAAAUGGGCAAUAUGGAAGCUGGUUACGAAUACAUCAAGAAGAGAACUUCUGAUACCGUCCAUUGCAUCACCAUGCCGCUGUUAAAGAGUCGCAAGGGAGAAAAAAUGUCGAAAUCCCUGGGAAACGUUAUUUGGCUCAACGCCGAUAAAACCUCGCCAUAUGAUUUUUAUCAACAUCUGAUCAGAUUGCCGGAUGACGAAUUGGAAACGUAUCUAAAAUAUUUCACCUUUUUCAGUUUGGAACGCAUCGAAGAUAUCCUCACAUUUUCAAAAUCGAAACCGGAUCUCAAACACGGCCAAAUGGAACUCGCAAAGCAUUUGACCUUGUUAAUCCACGGGCCGAAAUCUGUGGAAAUGUGCGAAAAGUGUAGCGAAAUUCUGUUCUCGUGCCAAUCAUCUGACCUCACUCCUCGCAUUUUCGAUAGCUCAUUUUGGUUAGAGGACGGCGUGCGCGACAAAAAAAAUGGUAUCGAAGACGAAAACGCGCUCGAUGCCACCCAAAAUAUUUCGGAAUUAAGAUCGAGCGACACCGGAAAGGUUACCGUUUCUACCGUCUUAAAAACUCUCGGGAUUGAUUUAUCUAUCCGAAUUACGGCUGGUGGGAACCGAGAUCGUCACGUAGAACCUUACAAUACUCAAUCGGGGAAUAAAUGUCAACAUUCACCACUCAAUAACGAAGGAGAGGGCAAAAGAGUCAUGCAAUUAACGGACCAUGAAUUGAAAUCUUUAACAAUCGGUCACCUGUUGAGAUGCUGCAUACGGCCAGAGAUAUUCAAAAACGAAAAUGAUAUGCUCGAUAAAUGGGCCAACAAAGCUAUCAAAAUCAAUGGACUUAACUUGGAAAGUUUUGAUCAGCCUUUCUGUCGCGAUUCUAUGGUUUACGAGAUUUCUGACACCAAAUCUAUCACCGUUUUGAAGAUAGGUAAAAGAAAUUUUAGGUUGAUUCAAUGGCUGCAUUUUCCCAAAUCACAUAAGACAACUUACGAUGGAAUUGACAUCGACGAAACCGAUUCUGCAAAUACUACGCAUCGAAUAAACUAGAAAAUGAUGAUGAAUUUUUGUUUUAUUGUUGAAUUGUAAUAUUUUACUUCGAUAUAUUUAUAUUAAAAUCUUUAUCGAAAAAAAUCAGAAGGAAAUUUUUUUUAUGUACAAUGUAAUCGAAUAGCAUAAUUUUCCAAUUUUCUUUUACGUUAUGAAGUUGAAUGUAUAGUAUACUUGUCCAGAAAC